UUGGUGAUAUAAGAGGAUUAAUAGAAUUUUAUGAUGCUAAAAUUAAUUUGGAAACAUCAAAUAAUAGAUUAAAUUCGGUAGAUCAAAAUAUUGGAAAUAUUUUAGCACAAAGAACUGAUCAUGUACCGUUAGAUAUUACAUUUUUUAAUUUAUUUUUAAAAGAAAUUUCAUCUUCGAAUCCAAUGACAACUUUAGAGAUGUUUAAUAGAUUACCAAAUUAUCUUGAACCAAAUAAUGAUACUAUAGAAUAUUUAUUUUCUUCUAUACAAACUUCUUUAGAUUUUAAAAAUUUUGGUAUACAAUUUUGUGAUGCUUUAAUUCGACAAAGAGCAAAUGUUGCUUCAGAAUCAAUGAAGAGUAUAUAUCAAAGAAUGUAUCGACGAAUUACUGGAUGUAAUGGAAAAUCUACAAAGGAGGUUGAUGUUAAUGAAUUUUAUUGGGUUUACGUUUCCGGGUACAUAGCACGUGAAAUUAUAAGUGUUUAUAACGAUCAAGAUUUGAUAGAAUGUUUAAAAAUGCUUGAAAUAAA
Messenger RNA from Racocetra fulgida, 529 nucleotides. NCBI's taxonomy places the organism in Eukaryota, Fungi, Glomeromycota, Glomeromycetes, Diversisporales, Gigasporaceae. The record is from the annotation of a GenBank genome assembly.